Messenger RNA from Hyalella azteca, 749 nucleotides. Its product is annotated as galactoside 2-alpha-L-fucosyltransferase Sec1-like. The record is from RefSeq and is a predicted model, not a curated record. The transcript has 4 exons. Gene Ontology annotation, biological process: carbohydrate metabolic process. Gene Ontology annotation, molecular function: galactoside 2-alpha-L-fucosyltransferase activity. Bases 193 to 582 code for a protein of 129 amino acids. Lineage: Eukaryota; Metazoa; Arthropoda; Malacostraca; Amphipoda; Hyalellidae. Gene Ontology annotation, cellular component: membrane.
GAUUAUCCUGUAGAAAUAACUUCUUUCGCUGCGUACCGAGAUGAACUUCGUAAAGAAUUCGAAUUUCAUGAUGGAAUUCAGAAAAAGGCCUAUGACCGCCUCGCCGCAGUCGCCUCUAGCGCUACAAAGGAAGAUCCGUCGAAACCUUUGGUCUUCGUGGGCGUUCACGUCAGACUCACUGAUUAUCCGAACAUGAUGUCUACAGUAUUCUCCGUGGACGAUCUCGACAAAUCCUACGAAGGAUAUCUUCGUCGGGCGUUCAACUUCUUUACGGCGAGGUUCGACAACGUCAUUUUUGUCAUCACGUCGGAUGACGUCGUCACCACCACUAGCAUGACGAAAAAACUUGCUUUUCCUAACACAUUUGUGUCGCAAGGGUCGGCCGCGGAGGACAUGCAUUUGUUGACCCUCUGCAACCACACCAUCAUCACGUUCGGAACAUACGGGUUCUGGGCAGGGUUUCUGAACCCGGGCUUGACCGCAUACCCAGACCUGAAUUAUACAGGGGCUACGUAUGUGACGUCCCGGCAUUUCUAUGAGGCUGCUUAUCUCGACGAUUUUGUGCCGAUCUUGUAUAGGUGACGAUAUUUAUAUGAAGAAUAUCAUAAUGAAUUCUGGGACCAUUCAUUUCGUCGUGCCUUCUCGUUAAGAUGGCGAUGUAACUUAUUGUUUAAUGGGCCAGUCCUCUCGUUGCGCCUUCUCAUUAAGGUGGCGAUGUCACUUUUGAUUAAUGGGGCCAGUCCUCUCGU